UUGUAGUUUUGUUUUUUUUAAUACCAUUCCCUCAUUCUACCGGCAGAUGGCGACAAACAGCGGCAGUUACUAACACGCCAACGUCAUAGACACCAUGAUUAACUAGUAAAUAUAAAAAUAACCACCACCAUCUCAGCAGAGCUCGGUGUUACUGAACCCGCGAAGCUGCAUGAGUGAACACAGAAUCAAAUACCGCUGUGAAAACAACCGGGGGCCAUGUUUGUUGGAGCCACACGUCGGAGCCUGAGGACUUGUUGAGAGGAUGCUGAGGCGGUGGAAGGAGGAGAAGAUGCCCGGUGGACGCUCAGCAGCAGCAGCCGUCUCAUCAUCCCAUCAUCCUUCCUCCCACAGCAAAUAAAUGAGUCAACAUGGCCGCGGAGCAGCUCGCCCUGUAGCACCACUCAGACACGGAAGAAAAGAAAACACAGAUUAAAUGGCGUUCAUGUCCCGGUUCUCUCGGUCCCGGAGCAGCUCCAGGUCUCCGAGCCGAAAAGACUCCGAGCGCGUGUCCCCGAACCUGACGGUGUCCGAGCUGGAGCGGCUCCUGUACACCGGAAAGACCGCCUGUAACCACGCGGACGAAGUGUGGCCGAGACUCUACAUUGGAGAUCAAGACAUCGCAUCAGAUCGGCGUGAGCUGGCCAAGCUCGGCAUCACACACAUCCUCAACUGUGCACAGAGCAAGUGGCGCGGCGGAGCCGAGUAUUACGCCGGGAUGAACAUCACCUAUCACGGCAUCGAGGCUCACGACUCGCCCACCUUCGACAUGAGCGUCAACUUCUAUCCUGCUGCUGAGUUCAUCCACAAAGCCCUGACGAGUGGAGGUAAGGUGCUGGUCCACUGCACUGUGGGAGUGAGCCGCUCAGCCACUCUGGUUCUGGCCUACCUGAUGAUCAGACAGAACCUGACCCUGGUGGAGGCCAUCAAAACGGUGAAAGACCACCGAGGCGUCAUCCCCAACCGAGGCUUCCUCCGCCAGCUCAACGGCCUGGACGGCAUCCUGAGAGACAGCCGCAAGACGUCGCCGCAGAGCUGAAAACGCCUCCCCUCAGCACAACACACGACCCGAGGUAGCAGCCGGUCGGGUUUCACACUGAGGGAGAUAUUGGGACCAAGUUAGGAGCAACCUGUGGGAGUUUGACACUGUGGCUCUGAGAGGCAACAGGUGACAGGAGGGUUUGUCUGAUAUCAGUAUCUUCACUCAUUCAUUUUUAUUAUACUGUGUCUGUUUAGUCCUACAGCCUCUGACACAGCGUUAGCACUGGAAGGUAAACGUCUCCAGUGAGGCCCAUAUUCUUUAAGAUAAGGGGUGUGGCCACAUGUUCGCUGCCAGAGAACACCCUCGGCCCAGAGAAUAAUUCAUCAAAAUCAAGUCUGGUCAGUGUAGUUGUGUUACGGGACUUUAAAACAUAUGAGAAUCUAGCUCUGUCCACACCAGCAAUUAAAACAGCAGAAUCCUUGUAGCAAAAUCCAUUAAUGUCAUAUGGUAAAAAUGCACCUUUGCCGACUGGCAAGCUGUGAGCUAUCAGUCACCUUCCAGUUCAACCUACUCUGUUUUGUUUUUCCCUCUUCAGUAGCUUUUUUUUAAAUUAAGUUAUGUAAUUUUUAAUUAAGUUAUGUAAUUCUAAGAACAUAAUGCCAGCGGAGUAAAUGGCAAAUCAAAGAGACAAUAGAAAGAAGCUCAGGGAACCGCUGUGACUGAUGUUCCCGGCCGGCGAGCCUGUUCGCCCGGAUUAACGAGUCCUGCGUCUCCGAGCCUCGACAGCUACACGUUCCUCUGCUCUCUGGUGUGACCAGGCCUAGAUCCUCCAUUCACACCAGGAAGACUCCACAAUAACAUAUACAAAUAAUAACAUGAUAAACAGAAGUUCACGUUUAGGAACCAGAGGGGCCUGAGGUUUUUCAUUAGCUUAGAAAAAUGGUUCCCAACUUAGGGGUGGGGACCUCCCAGUGGGUUCAAGAGAAAUCAGAAUGGUCAUCAGAUGAUUUUCAAGUCAGGAAAAAAGAAAAAAUACAUCUCUACUACUUAUUUAUUAUAAUUAUGGCAUUUAAAAAACCUUCAGAGUCUCUUCAUGUCUCUGAAAGCUACAUAGUUUGGGAUCUAAGACACGAACCACUGUCCCUGAUCUGGAUCCUGCCAGGGAAUUAAAUAUCAAGGUCUAAAUGCCCCAAAAUAAUCAGUCAAAAUAAAGAAAUCUGAGACGAGACGAUCGGUCUUUAGUCUCAAGUAAGAUGGAUGUAAAGGGUCAUAAACCAAAAUGAUUACUUAGUGAAAACUACGUCUCUUCAUGAACAAAUAUAAAGUUUUAAUCAAACUUCAGAUCAUUCCACUGAAACUUAUUAAGACGCGAAAAUUUGUUUUUUCGCCGCUGUACUAAAAAAAUAAAACAAUUAAAGCUUUUUUGAAAACUUCUUACAUAAUCAGCGGUUGCUAAUGCACUGUAAAAAAAACAUUAACGAGUCAGUCAGUCUCAUCUCUGGUGCAUUUUUUUCUUGUAUCAGGAAAUUUCUAGAAACCUUCAGUAUAUACAGUAUUUAUCUCAGAUCGCCGCACUAGUAUCAAGAAGAUAAUUCCAGUCUUUAAAUGAUCUUUAAAUAUAUUAAAUAAUCUCAGCUCAGAUUAUUUUCACUUGUUUUGAUAAAAUAAACUUUAAAGUCAGUAUGACCACUGCCUCCUGGUGUAACCAGUGAAAUCUAGUUAGUGUUAUUUAAGGCUGCAGCUACUGAUGACUGUCUUUAUCAGAGAAUCUGCUGAAUAUUUGUAUAAUAUUUGUAUGAUUAAUCGAUUAAUUGUUUAGUCUAAAAAUUUUCAACAAAAAAAAAAAGUGAAAAAUGCCAAUCAUAGUAUCCCAGAGCCUAAACUUUAAAAAUCAGUAAUUGGAUGUUGUUUGAUAUUUUUUAGUUGUUAUUCCUGAAUAACAAACCAAAUAUAUUCAAUUUGCAGUAUUAAAAAACAGAGAAAAGCAGCAAAUCCUCACAUUUGAGAAGCUUUUAAUUAUUAAUCUACAAUCAAACAUUUGACAAUUAAUUUAUAGUCAAUCAACUAAUCGAUCAAUCAACUAUUUGUUUCAGCCCAAGUGCUACUGCAGUCUUCUUAUCAGCCAGUGUUGAUCCUCUGUAUAGAAAUACAAGAACUGAAAUGGCUCAGGGUCGGGAUUCAAGAAGGGGCCCGGGCUUGUUUUAAUGUGGCGCCCUGACAUGACCACACCUGGCCCUGACCAAACAUCGGCUCCGCCCUCUUUCGUAAACGAUGUGGAGGCUGAACUCGGGACAUCAGCCCUCAGACAGACGGUUCUUGCUCAGUGAUUCUUUCCCCAUAGUUUCAGUCUCAGCAGGUCUUCCCUUGACUUACUUCUUUACAUUCAGCAAGUGUCAUUAAGUGCCCUGAACAACUCACACUCUAGUUGUAACCCAGGUCUAAAACCAGCACAGUUAUGUAGCCCGUUGAUUAUAAUAUUACGGUAUUGUCACACUCUGUAUACACUUAUUAUCCGUGGUGAGUUUGUGCAUAGCAACAGACAGUGUACGGUAUAAUAUGUUUUUUUUGUUUUCAACUGGGUGUUGAAUAAGUUCAAUGUAUAGUUUCAGUCCAAUGUAUUUGAAAUCCUUCUUGACUUUUAUUUUAUUUGAUAUCUUGUGUGUGAUGAUCUGAUGUUCAUCCAGUAACUACAGACUUAAGCCCAUUCUGACGGGACUAAGGACAAAGGGGAAGGUGGGGAAUGAAAUAUUCACUGUGCUCCUCCGUAAUUUAACUCAUUCCAGGAUAUGGUCUGUAGCAGACGGGGACAUUUAGCCGGACAAAGCUAAAAGAGAAAGGUAGAAUCCUCCACAGGGGGGCGCCAGAGAGUUGAAGGUGAGGCAAAGAUACUACGUGAGGUGAAUUUUUCGUCACAAAUUGCUCUCGGUCUAGGUGUCGUACUUUACUCAGAUCUGAACACAGAGACAUGACACACAUAGUGAUUUCAUUCAGUGGCUUAGGCUACGUCCACACUGAAACACAGUUUUCCAGACCGUGGGUGUCUACAUCAUCAUUUCCAAAGAGAUGCUUGUUAAAAAGCCUUAUACUUCCCCAGGAUGUCAUUAUCUCUGAUGUCCAUCCAGAGUAAACGUCCAUAAAUCUGCUUAGAAAUCAUUGGAAAAAAAUGUUUCAGAACUUGCAUGAGAAUAAAGUCAUUUUUAAGUUUCCUGCGAAUGACAAUUUACUAAAAUGUAGACAAAUAUAAGCUCUACCUGUAGCUGACAUUACAACAGACAACUUGAUCUUUUUUUGUUUGUUUGUUUGCUUUCUAUUGUUAUUUGGUUUCCCUAAUAGACCUUUAGUUAGCCUGUUUCCAUCUAUCACAGUAGCAAACACACUUAGAGUACAUUUUCACACAAAUCAAAUUUCCGAAUGUGCUGAUAAAAAAACAAAAAAAAGGUAAAGAAAAACCAGUAAGUGCGGAAAAAACUCAGUGAUCACCUUGUGUCUGAAAUUACAGGAGGACCACCCAGUUUACAGAAAAAAAGGAGGUAAUUUCAGCAGUAAUUAUUGCUGCGUUGGGGUGAAACAUUACUCACACUACGGAUUUGGAUUAAAAUCACCCCACCUCCCCUGAAUGAAUCCAGUCCGAAUGGGGCUUUUGACUCAACGUUGCACUCUAACAAGGCUAUUGAACUUCCAGUCUGGUGUAUCACUUCAACUUUACAGUGACUGUUAGCUGUCCAGAGUAGUACUCUCAGUGAUAGUUUAAUAUGCCAGCACAAUAAGCACUUAGGAUAGACGUGCAGUGGGAGACAGUACCACAAAUGUGCCAUUGCAAAAGCUACCAACUGCCUGGAUGACAGGAGAGUGCACAGUGUUCAGUGCUGUAUUGCAAAGUCUGCUCUUUUGUCUUGGUGUUAAAUGAGGCUUGUGCUCUCAUGCUAGUGAAAAACACCAAUGCUGAAUUUUAAACCAGCUUUUCAAAUACCCUUGUGUGUGUUAUUAAUGAUUACCUCAAGUAUUCUGUUUGAAACGUAUUUGUUGUGACUUGUGGUCUUCGUCCGUGCUGUUUCAACGCCACCAUGAUGAAGUUCAGGUGAGGUCAGAGGUGAGCGACUCUCUCAAAAGUGGAAAAAAAAAUGUACAUAAAAAGCUGAAUUUGUGAAUUUGUACAGUCUGUGGCUAUUAAAAGGUAUAGUUUGACAUUUUUGGAUUACAAUACCACUCUCAUGUCUGCGUUGUAAGUAUGGAGCUGGGAGGCAGUUAGCUUAGCUUAGCGUAGCGACCAGAAGCAGGGGUAAACAGUUAGACUCGCUCUGUCCAAAGUUCAAAAUAAAGCAGAGGAUUUUUUAAUUUCACACGGAAGUAAAGAAGAACAACCUCUCGUCAACAGCUUUUAACAGCUGUAGCUAACUAGCUACUUAGUUCUCUGCGGAUUUUUGAAAGUUUCCAGCUGACUUGUUUUAAAACAAAAUAUUUCAAAAAACAGAAAAAACAAAACAACAUCAUAUUAUGUUUAACAAGGGAAACUAAAUUCACAAAAGUCAACAUCCGCACUAGUUGAUGCUCCAUGUAAAAGGUCCAGAAAUAAAGGAAAAGCAUUUUUCUUGUGUUGCAGCUCAGCUCUAGUACAGUUUAUAGCUUAUAGCUAAAAAUAUAAUUAAAAUGUAAUUUCAAUCUAACAUAAUCCUGUUUGUGUGUGUGCCAGAAUUGGUCCAGAUGUGGAAGUAACAUCUGACAGUCAUGCUAUAUGUGGGCCGUGUGUGGGCCGAGGAACUGGCCAUGUACAGAGCCGGAGGAAAUACAAUAUGUGGCCCGAGUAUUCGCCAGAAUAAUUUUGCAAUCUGGGACAGAGGUUAGAUUUAUGUUUUAUUGUUCAUACAAUAUGUUUCAGUAAUGCAAGAGAAAAGGUGUGGAGGAUGGGGAUGUUAUCUUCUUCAGACAGGACAGAGCCCAACCUGACCCUGAACUCUGAUAUAGUAUCUCUGGUUCCCACACGGUGCAGAAAUACUAACUUUUUACUUAUCAAUGGGGCUUUUGUAGCGUCUCCCCACAUUAAUAUAUAGCUAGCUGGGCAUGCUAACUAUUGCAGCUUAUGUUGUAGCAGAUAAACUCAUCAUUGAAACUGAACUAUUUGGCUUUAGAAAGGUGAUAAAGAAGACGCCACAACCUCAACUCUUUGUACAUGCAGCCCAGAGCUAGGACUGGAUUUUUACUGAUUUACAAACCAUCACUUGGGAGAUAUUGGUAGCCAUUUUUGAAACUUUGGACAGAGCCAGACCAGCUGUGACUCCCUGCUCAAGUCCAGAAUCAGCCUGUCAAAAAUCUUCUCUUGUUACAGUUUGUGUCAGGAAAACAGAAACCUCCUUUACUACAACUCUCUGUUAUACUACACCAUGAUGUCCUGUUGACAGCAGAAUCUGCCUUUAUUAUGAAUCUUAUAAAACAAAGUGGAAAAUUACAGGACGGGUCCUCUCCAACUAUUGUGAUCUUUACCUUUGCUGUAUUGGAUCUGUAUGUUUUGUACUUGUGGUUUUACUGUGCUGUGGUCGGUCGUACGUUGGUCUCAGUUCCUGUUUAUAUUCUCUUAUAUUAUCUCCGUUUUCUUACAGAUACCUUUCUAUAGGGAACUUGAAUUCUUUUGAAUUUAUUUAUUAUCACUCUCUUUGAAGGAGAAACUGGCAAAGGAGAUGUUGAUGCCUUAAUCUGUCUACUUUAAAUUGGUUUUUAGACUUUUGUUUCGAUGUUUUUAUUGUGUACAACACUGAGCAUUGAUAACUUUGUUUUGAUAAAUUCUGUACUUAGUCAGAAAUAAAUAAAUAAAAAUUCUCUCAGA
Messenger RNA from Seriola aureovittata, 6797 nucleotides. RefSeq names its product dual specificity protein phosphatase 26. Bases 434 to 1036 code for a protein of 200 amino acids. Lineage: Eukaryota; Metazoa; Chordata; Actinopteri; Carangiformes; Carangidae. Gene Ontology annotation, cellular component: cytoplasm. Gene Ontology annotation, molecular function: protein tyrosine/serine/threonine phosphatase activity; MAP kinase phosphatase activity. The transcript has 4 exons. The record is from RefSeq and is a predicted model, not a curated record. Gene Ontology annotation, biological process: negative regulation of MAPK cascade; protein dephosphorylation.